UUCUUUCUCUAAUAGUACGCAUGUGCUUAUCUGCAGGGCGAGGAUGUUCCACGCUGGGUGGAGGAGUGGUCAAGGAAAGGACUGAGAUUAGCGCGCACGCUCGGAUAUGCGCAGUGCCAGACCCGAGGCAAAAAUCUGUCGAUUUGGAAGUUCGGGGAGGUGACGCAUGCGCAAAUCUGCAUUGUGCCGGGGAAGAGGGGAGCCUGACGACUAGGAAAUUUGAAUACCACAGUAGCAUGGAGUGUGACCUCAUGGAGACUGACAUCUUGGAGUCGUUGGAGGAUCUGGGUUACAAAGGUCCUUUGUUAGAAGAUGGAGCUUUGUCUCAGGCAGUCGCUGGUGGAGCCAGUUCCCCUGAAUUCACCAAACUCUGUGCUUGGCUGGUAUCUGAGUUAAGACUGUUCUGUAAACUAGAAGAAAAUGUGCAAGCAACCAACAGCCCAAAUGAAGCUGAUGAGUUCCAGCUUGAGGUGAGUGGGCUACUUGGGGAAAUGAACUGUCCAUAUAUUUCACUGACAUCUGGGGAUGUGACAAAGCGCCUUCUCAACCAGAAGAAUUGCCUCCUGUUGCUCACGUACCUCAUUUCAGAACUAGAAGCUGCCAGAAUGCUGUGUGUGAAUUCUCCUCCCAAAAAAGCACAAGAAGGAGGUGGUAGUGAGGUUUUUCAAGAGUUGAAAGGCAUAUGUAUUGCUUUGGGAAUGUCAAAACCUCCAGCCAAUAUAACCAUGUUCCAGUUCUUCAGCGGCAUAGAAAAAAAAUUAAAGGAAACAUUAGCAAAAGUUCCUCCUAAUCAUGUGGGAAAGCCUUUGUUGAAGAAAACAAUGGGACCAGCUCACUGGGAGAAAAUAGAAGCAGUUAACCAAGCCAUAACCAAUGAAUAUGAAGUUCGAAGGAAGCUUUUAGUGAAACGUCUAGAUGUCACCGUACAGUCAUUUGGCUGGUCAGACAGAGCUAAGAGUCAAACAGAAAAAUUAGCAAAGGUCUACCAACCAAAACGUACCCUCUUGUCUGCUAAAAGUACUAUUUCUGUUGCUCAUCUCCUGGCUGCUCGGCAGGAUCUUUCAAAGAUUUUAAGGACAAGCAGUGGAUCUAUUAGAGAAAAAACUGCCUGUGCCAUCAAUAAGGUGUUAAUGGGCAGGGUACCUGACAGAGGUGGUAGACCCAAUGAAAUUGAACCUCCACCUCCAGAGAUGCCACCAUGGCAGAAAAGACAGGAUGGACCUCAGCAGCAAACAGGAGGCAGAGGAGGAGGACGAGGAGGUUACGAACAAUCAUAUGGAGGACGAGGAGGUCAUGAACAUUCAUACGGAGGACGAGGAGGUCAUGAACAGUCAUACGGAGGACGAGGAGGUCAUGAACAGUCAUACGGAGGACGAGGAGGUCAUGAACAGUCAUACGGAGGACGAGGAGGUCAUGAACAGUCAUACGGAGGACGAGGAGGUCAUGAACAGUCAUACGGAGGACGAGGAGGUCACGAACAAGGAGGAGGAAGAGGUGGACGCGGUAGUUAUGACCAUGGAGGUCGAGGGGGUGGAAGAGGAAAUAAACAGCAAGGAGGCUGGACAGAUGGAGGGAGUGGAGGAGGAGGUGGCUAUCAAGAUGGUGGUUAUCGAGAUUCAGGUUUCCAAACAGGUGGCUACCAUGGUGGCAGUGGUGGCUACCAAGGAGGUGGUUAUGGUGGCUUCCAAACAUCUUCAUAUGCAGGAAGUGGAUAUCAGGGUGGUGGCUACCAACAGGACAGUAGAUACCAAGAUGGUGGUGGGCAUCAUGGUGAACGAGGUGGUGGUGGUCGAGGAGAGGGUGGUCGUGGAGGCAGAGGUCGUGGAGGUCAAGGUGGAGGCUGGGGAGGAAGAGGGGGCCAGAGUUAUAAUCAGGGGGGUCAGUUUGAGCAACAUUUCCAACAUGGAGGUUAUCAAUAUAAUCAUUCUGGAUUUGGACAAGGAAGACAGUAUUCUAGUUGAGGCUACUAAAGAUUAAAUUUCAGCAGAGCUCAAGUAAUAGAAACUUCAUUUUAGAGGCCUGGUAAAUAUCUAGUUGAAUUACUAUGUGACCAUGUAUGGCCAGAAACUCCUGCUUUAAACACAGAAUUAUAGGUUGAUAUGCAAUUCUGUUUUUUUAAAAUGGAUUUAGUUAAUGCUCUUUUUUUGAGAAAUGCAUACUUUUCACCAAAAUUUACAAAAGAAACCAAAACACAUGAAUAGCCAUGUGUGUUUAAUGACUAGACUAAUAUCGCAGUCAGAACAUGCAUAAUGUUUUGAAGAAAUUACUUGGAAAGUACCAGCAGUGGCUUCAAUGUGCAGUUCUGAGAAUAAGCAUUAUUCUCCUAGAUUCUUUAUAAAUUUUUCACUGGGAAGCCCUCCCUCUUUCUUUAUAUCAAUAAUUUCUUUUUAUGUAUUUUGCUUAUGUGGUACAUAUUUUCCAAGUAUAGUUCUGCACUUAAUAAUUGGCCUUUUGUAUUCAGAGUGAGAUUAUACACAUUUGCUUCACUAUAGAAGUGAUAGGUAUGUUUCUAUUAUAUGAGCUCUUCUGCAUAUAGCACAUUCGGUAGCCUUAUCUUCUGUUAAUUAAAAACUACCAUUUGCUCAACUCUAAAGACCUUGAACAUGGCCAAAAUCUGCAAAGAUCAUUAAAUCAAGCUAAGUUGUGAACUUCUAGUAUGUAGGCAUAUAGUUAAAUAUAGCAAUUCAAACUGACCUGCAUCCAUCCAAAACAGUUUCCUCCUACAACCUUAUUUUUACUUGAAGUUGACUAGAAGGAUCAGCAAACUGAAAUUUGUCUUUUGCACGAGUUAAUACCACUGGCUCAGCAAAUACAAGAUAGUUUGUUUUGGGCAGGUGCCUUUUUGUUUGGUCUUGUUUUUGUUUUUCUUUUUGUUUUUUGUAAUUGAAGAAAUGCACUACCAAGUAGGAAGAUGGAUGUUGCUAGUGGAGGAGGCCCUUUAUUAUUGCUGCAGAAACAAAAGCCUGGCUGAGUUGAUGUUUUACAUUAUUCUUUACUGAAAUCCACAUGAUGCUUCUUGCUGGGUUUUUGUGUACAUAAACAUUGUCAAGCUGUGAAAGAAAAUGGCUGAAGGUGUGCUUUGUAUGAAAGGUGAGCAAUAAAGUAUCCGUGUGUUCUCUGU
This is a messenger RNA of Phascolarctos cinereus (koala), 3121 nucleotides long. It is a transcript of the gene TSLIG3A, whose product is annotated as family with sequence similarity 98 member A. The record is from RefSeq and is a predicted model, not a curated record. Gene Ontology annotation, cellular component: tRNA-splicing ligase complex. Lineage: Eukaryota; Metazoa; Chordata; Mammalia; Diprotodontia; Phascolarctidae.